AUGGAGACGCUGGGGGCAGGGCUGGCUUCCGCAAAGUCCAUGCUGGGCAUGGCGCCCGCGCGGCCACCGACCCUCUUCGAGGAACUGGACUCUGCCACCUCCCUCUCCUGGAAAAACCCGUGGGCUGUCGCAUGUAACAUGUUGGUGCUGAAGUACACGCUGUGUCCCUCUUCUGUCGCUGCGACGGAACAGCGAAUCGUGGCGUUUGCUGUGUGCCUGGCGUUCGGCAUUGGCUUUUGCUUCCUUUCGACGUGGUUCCUCGUCAUACCACGAACGUUUGCCAAGUUCUACACCGUGGGCUCACUCUUCCUCAUUGGGAGCACCUUCUUUUUGAUGGGACCGUGGAAGCAGCUGCAGUCCAUGUUCCAGCCCGCCCGCUACAUGUCCACCCUCAUCUACUUUGGCGCCAUGGGCGGCACCCUCUACGCCGCUCUGUCGUUACACAACACAGGCCUCACGUUGAUCAUGGUCAUCGUCCAGUUCGGCGCUGCCCUCUGGUACGGGGCUUCCUACGUUCCCUUCUGCCAGCAGUUCCUGAUGGGCACCGCUCGAACCGUGCUGCCCCUCUGA
This is a messenger RNA of Acanthamoeba castellanii str. Neff, 570 nucleotides long. RefSeq names its product tetraspanning membrane protein, SFT2like protein. Lineage: Eukaryota; Discosea; Longamoebia; Acanthamoebidae. The record is from RefSeq and is a predicted model, not a curated record. Bases 1 to 570 code for a protein of 189 amino acids. Gene Ontology annotation, cellular component: membrane. The transcript is spliced from 6 exons. Gene Ontology annotation, biological process: vesicle-mediated transport.